Messenger RNA from Acyrthosiphon pisum (pea aphid), 1023 nucleotides. RefSeq lists its product as uncharacterized. The transcript is spliced from 2 exons. NCBI's taxonomy places the organism in Eukaryota, Metazoa, Arthropoda, Insecta, Hemiptera, Aphididae. The record is from RefSeq and is a predicted model, not a curated record. The coding region runs from base 251 to 637 and encodes 128 amino acids.
ACAGAUGAAGGAUUUUGAUUUUGCAAAUUAUAUAAUUUUGCCAUUUUUAAGAGGUAUCUGGUAUAUACGUAUAUAAGCAUUGCAGAUUAUAAUAUUAUGUAAACGAGUGUACAGUAGGUGUGAGUUGUUUGACGGGUAAUUUUAUUGAUUUAGUUACCGUAGUAAUUAAUCAUUCAUUCCUGAAAUUAAUUUAAGUGAACGUAAAUUAUUAGGUACGCCAAAUAAAAAUAUUUUGCAUCUGUUUAUUGCAAUGUAUGAAGUUGUUGCCGAGUGUCUGUUUUGCUCCAAAUUAAUUACUAGUACUUCCAAUGACUUGAUUGAGUAUGGUACAUUUAUUGAUCACAUACAUUCUCAACACAGAAAUAUCAAGAUAUCCAACGCAGAUUCAACAAUGUUCAAAUCUAUUUGGAAUUAUAUAGACUCGGUGGAAGGAACCAAUUUCGUAUGCUUAAAUUGUGGCUAUAAAGGUAGACCAAAAGUAAAGUCGAGCAGAAAUAUUUCAGCUGACAAUUUGGGCGAGCUUGGCACAUGUUUUCCGCUAUGUUUUAUGGUGUAUAUGAAGCAUCUGAAACGUCACCAUGUCAAGGUCAUAUGCACAUGUUGUAACAACGUCAUUAGAAAAAUUAAUGAAAAAUAAACAUGUUGUAUUUAUUAAAUAAGAAUCAUUCAUUUUGUAUGUAUAGGCCUGCCACUUUGGUUAAACGAUAUAAUAUUUCAUAACCGUAAAUUAUGUUUACCUAUCAGUUUUAAUAUCCGUGUUAAUUAUGGUUAGAACCAAAAAUGAACUGCUUAUGCAUGAAUAAGAUAAAUAACUAAUACUGGUGUUGAUAUAAGAUUAGUUAUGCCAUGAAAAUAAUAUUGGUUAUAGAUACAUACUAGGUUUCCAUUAAUUUUAUAUAAAUAAUAGGUAGUGUUAUCGAUUGUAAAUUGUUUCCUUAAUAAAUGCAUUUCAAACUAUAUUUGUUUGAAAAUUAGUAUAAUAUAUAUAAUUAUAUAAAACUACUGAAUGUUAAAUGUAUAUAA